AUGUUCGACUAUCUCCGUGAUUGGGAUGUCACAUUUUCUCUUAUCACAUUUUUAAUAAGUUUUGCUCUGGAUGCUCUUGGCUUAUACGUUGAUGAUUUGCUGUUACCAGCUUCAGAAUUAAUGAGGAACCCACGAUAUGGUGAACAAGUCUUGGAAAGGACGACAGGGAGAGAUCAAAAGCCUUCGACAUGCUCGCACAGGCCAGGAUGGAUUAGGCGGUCUUCGCUCGCAUGGCCCUCGGAAGAGCCUUGGGGGAUGUACGGGCUUAUGUACUGA
Molecule: messenger RNA, 276 nt
Organism: Cylicocyclus nassatus
Lineage: Eukaryota; Metazoa; Nematoda; Chromadorea; Rhabditida; Strongylidae
Source: the annotation of a GenBank genome assembly